Neogale vison (American mink) is the source of this 8153-nucleotide messenger RNA. It is a transcript of the gene HMBOX1, whose product is annotated as homeobox containing 1. Gene Ontology annotation, molecular function: double-stranded telomeric DNA binding. Gene Ontology annotation, biological process: positive regulation of DNA-templated transcription. Lineage: Eukaryota; Metazoa; Chordata; Mammalia; Carnivora; Mustelidae. The coding region runs from base 322 to 1656 and encodes 444 amino acids. Gene Ontology annotation, cellular component: nucleus. The record is from RefSeq and is a predicted model, not a curated record. The transcript has 11 exons.
UGUCAGCCAGACAAAGACAGUCAGUCUGAUGUGAUUGAGACAAGGGUGGUUUUCAGGGGGAGACUGGGAGAUAGGGGCCUCCCCUCCCCCUUCUCCUCUUCCUGCGCCGGCCUCAACCCCUCCCCAGUCCCCUCCCGACUGGCGCCCCACGCGGAAGACACCCCUCCCCCUCCCGCUUUCCCCUCCUCCCUGCCUCAGCCCUUCGUACUGGGACGUUGGGGAGGGGGCUGUGCCGGGCGGAGAGAACUCAGCAAGGAUUCUGAGAAUGGUUAAUAACGCUGAUCAUCUCUAGGAAGGAUAUUGAUUCACCUCAUGUAAAGUAUGCUCAGUUCCUUUCCAGUGGUUUUGCUGGAAACCAUGUCUCACUAUACAGAUGAACCCAGAUUUACCAUAGAGCAGAUAGAUCUGCUUCAACGCCUUCGGCGUACUGGAAUGACUAAACAUGAAAUUCUGCAUGCCUUGGAAACUUUGGACCGUCUUGAUCAAGAGCAUAGUGACAAGUUUGGAAGAAGGUCCAGCUAUGGAGGAAGUUCUUAUGGGAAUAGUACCAACAAUGUUCCAGCAUCUUCCUCCACAGCUACAGCUUCCACACAGACCCAGCAUUCUGGAAUGUCCCCAUCUCCUAGCAACAGUUAUGAUACCUCCCCACAGCCUUGCACUACCAAUCAAAAUGGGAGGGAGAAUAAUGAGCGAUUAUCCACAUCCAAUGGAAAGAUGUCACCCACUCGAUACCAUGCAAACAGCAUGGGUCAGAGGUCAUACAGUUUUGAAGCCUCAGAAGAGGACCUAGAUGUAGAUGAUAAAGUGGAGGAAUUAAUGAGGAGGGACAGCAGUGUGAUAAAAGAGGAAAUCAAAGCCUUUCUUGCCAAUCGGAGGAUUUCCCAAGCAGUUGUUGCACAGGUUACAGGUAUCAGUCAGAGCCGGAUCUCUCACUGGCUGUUGCAGCAGGGGUCAGACCUGAGUGAACAGAAGAAAAGAGCAUUUUACCGAUGGUACCAACUUGAGAAGACAAACCCUGGGGCUACACUAAGUAUGAGACCAGCCCCCAUUCCAAUAGAGGACCCAGAGUGGAGACAAACACCUCCCCCAGUCUCUGCCACAUCUGGCACCUUCCGACUACGACGAGGGAGUCGAUUUACCUGGAGAAAGGAGUGCCUGGCUGUAAUGGAAAGUUACUUCAAUGAGAAUCAAUAUCCAGAUGAAGCUAAGAGAGAAGAAAUUGCCAACGCUUGCAACGCCGUCAUACAGAAGCCAGGCAAAAAACUGUCUGAUCUGGAACGAGUUACCUCCCUGAAAGUAUAUAAUUGGUUUGCUAACAGACGGAAGGAGAUCAAGAGGAGAGCCAAUAUUGAAGCAGCAAUCCUGGAGAGUCAUGGGAUAGAUGUACAGAGUCCAGGAGGCCAUUCCAACAGUGAUGAUGUUGACGGGAAUGACUACUCAGAGCAGGAUACUUGGCAAGUACGCAAUGGGGAGGAGGAGGAGGGAAGAAGUUCAGAGGGAGGCAGAGAAGCAGAGAAGGAUGACAGCACUAGCCAUAGUGACCACCAAGACCCCAUCUCAUUAGCUGUGGAAAUGGCAGCAGUCAACCACACUAUCUUGGCAUUGGCCCGACAAGGAGCCAACGAAAUCAAGACAGAGGCCCUGGAUGACGACUGAUCAGGGAGGGUUGAACAGGAGAAGUUAACUUAGUUUAGACGUAGCACCUUAGCAGACUUUCCUCGGUCCUUAACAUGUGUUCUUACAGUAUAACUUGCAGUUUCUUGUAUGUCAGUUAGCCGUUAGGGUCUUGUUCUGUGAAGAUGGCAUGGUGCCCUCAGCCUUUGCAUAUACUCUCUCAGUAUUAAUUCCCAGUAAAUUAUAACCAAUCAACCAACCAAACUUCCCUCUCCCAGCCCCUGAGGCUAGAAAACCUUGCUGCUCUGUCUUAGCAUUCCAAGAAAGUGCUUCCAGGUAUUUAGAUAGCCCUCGGUUCUCCACUAUUAGGCUACGUGUAAGACCUUGGGUACCUUUAGAUUCCUGUAACACUAGUCUGUACCCUUUUCCUUCCCCAAGACUGAUAGGAUGCAAGCUGAGGUUGUGUGGCCCAGGAUUGACAGACACCAUUUGGGGAGUAUCCGCAGAGUAAAAGGAACACUAGCAUUCCCACUCAGCGUGGGAAUCACUGAUUUCCAGCUGCAAUAAGCCGUGCCUCAUAAUAGUCACACUGUGGCUAGAUUAUACUUCUUUGGGUGCUGUGCUAAGAAUGUCCAUGGAAAAACUUGAUCUCAAAUUUUGGUUGAUGUUAACAUGCCUGACACAGACAUCCUUUCCUCUCACAAGCUGUGUGACUUAGUAGAUAAAAUACUGCCUUCUGCCUUUGGGACCAUGAUUCAGACAAACAAAAAGAUAAAAAACAAAAGUCAUUAAAAAAAAAAAAACCCAGCUUGAGAGCAUUGGAAAAAACAUGAGCUGAAUGUCUAAUGGAUGUUAAGUCCAGUUCUCAGAACCACUGUACGUUGCGUGGCGCAGGUGUGUGCCUGCGUGGAAGAGUGCUGGAGGCCGUCAUGGACGCUGCUCUGCCUCCUGUCUGUGUCCCCUUUCCCUGCUACCAAAAAAAGUCUUUCAAGGAUGGAGCUAAGGUCACAAAUGAGUGAAUGAACUUCCAGUCUUUGUAUCCAUUAACUGAAGCCCCCUCAAUACGAGAGGUUGAUAGAGGACUUUAGAGCGGGAUUAUGCUGGCUGACUAUCACAAAUGCAAAUACUUUCCUAAAUAGGAGCAGAAAAAAGCAGGGGACAGUUGCCACUUACGCGGUGGGUCUUCGAGAUACAACGUGAUGUGACUGCUUUGGUGUUCUCUUUACUCUGUCCUUGUAGAGGUGUGAAAAGCUAUAUUGCUACAGGCAAUUUAUUUAAUAAUUGGAAGCCAUAUUGAUAAUGGAUGUGGUAAUAUUUGUAAAGUUUAAUCUACUUUAAGCGGCAGUAACUAAUGGAAUUUUUUUCCUUGAUCACAUAUGUAGCACUUUUGUUACUUUUUAAAGAUAUUUAUAUUUGAUAAAUCUUUUUUUCAUUUUGAGAACUCAAAAUACCAAACAGUGAACUUGCGUUAUAAAGUCACCCUGUGAUCACCUUGUCAUCUAGUAGCAAAAUGAUGAACUAUUCAUGCAUCAAAGAAAAUUACAUCUGCUGGCCUUGUAUGAAAAUGAUCUCUUGGCAUCCCGAUUAAAUGACACACUGUCACUGUGGGGAGGAGGAGACCGCCUUCGAUGUAGCGGCUGAGGGUGCGUCUGAAGGAGGCAUGCCUGCUGUAUAUUUUCUGCCUCAUUCCAUCUCCUUUCUGCGCACAGUAAAGCCUUGUUUAAAGGGGGAUGUGGGGCUGGCUGUUAACCAGGACUUCUGUCUUGUCGUCCAUUACCUGAGAACGAUUUCUAAGGUGGAAGAAAGGUGCCAUUUCCUUACCUCCUCACCUCUCCUCCCCUAUCGGCCUAAAACCAUUGAGAGAGAGAGACUGACUGACCUUCUUUGUUUUUCCCUUCCUCAUUAGUGAAAUAGUAAAUAUCCACAAGUUUUUAGCUGGUCUGUUUCCAUUUAAGGCACAUGCUGACAAGGUCUUCUCCGUAUCUGUUCAUUCUGCUUGGGCCAGUGUGCGGAGGCCUUUGAGAGGGCAUGAAGAUGCUGCCUUAUAUGGGUCUGUGACUUUAAGGAGCUUUGGGCAGGGACCGGGCCUGCUCUUGGUUGUGGAUUUCGGGCAGAAAAUGUAUAUGCUUCUUCCAAGAACUGAAGUAAAAUGGGGUAGUCUUUUCUGUUUUACCGUAUUACUUGAACCAACAAAUUGAAGAGUAGCAUUUGUUAUUCUCAGGAAUGAUCCCCCUGCUCAUUUUCUUUCUUGGUGUGUUUGACAUUUUAUUUCAAUUAGGAGAUUAUGUUAUCUUUCUUUCCUUUUAUAUUAUGUAGAAGAAAUAUAACAUAUUGUAUCUUUCCAUUUCGGUGGAAUUUUGUCUGCUUAUUCUCGGUUGACUCAAAGAAAAGAAGAGAGAAGACUGUACUGUCUGACAAGCCACAUCCAUGAUUUAUUGUAAGGAGAUUAUUAUAAUUGAUAGCUUCUUUAUGAUGGGAUUGCUGGUAUCAUUUGUUCUUGCUGGUCUUUUUAAAGAAACAGACUCAAACUGUUAAGACAGCUGCAGUUUCUAAAGAAAUACAGUGAUUGCCAGAGAAGAGCUAAAAGGUUUCAUUGUUUUAAGGCCUUAAGAAAGAAAAAAAAGCUUCAGUGAAUAAAGGAGAGUCAGUAUCUAUGAAAGCAGUACUGAGCCAGCGACCUGGAAAAAGUGGAAGAACAUGUCUACCAAUGCAGGAUAGCCUUAUCCUGGGUUCAGUAGGAACAGGAGGAAGGAAGCUUUCAUCCAGAAUUCAUCUUUCAAUUGAAGAAGAUGGCUGGCCUGCUCUGAAGACCCGCUGCCUUACAUACAAGUUUCGCUUUUUCACCAAGAGUGAAAAUGUAGGUCUUUGGGGCCUAGAUUUAAAUCUACCAUGGUUGAUUUGUUUUUGCUUUGGGGUCUGUUUUGUUUUGUUUUGUUUUUUGACAUCAGGUUGAAUUCUGUCUUGUCCAGGCUACCUUAGUUCUUAAAUGGCAUAUAGAGUUGCCACUGUCUGAUUUGUAAUAUCUUUGGCUAGUGAAUUUAUUUUCUUAAGCUUUUUCAGGUUUGGUGAUAUUUAAAUAGAAACGCUAAACUGCGCUCUUACUGAAGGGGAAAGAGCCAGGCUCUUAAAAAAAAUCGUGUUCUGUGCUUUUUGGUUGUUGUGUCCCUCUUCUCUUACUCCAUACUGUACUUCCCUUGGGCCCCAGAGGACUUUCCAGGACUGCUCUUUCCUCAUGAGGAAGACCGAAGGGGUGAGGAGGAUGGGGAACCUUGUCGGCAGUUCCUGUAACUUGUCUGUUACUAUUUUUAAAAGACACUUUUGUAACACAUGGGUAAGCUUCCUGCUCCUCUUACAACACAGCCUUACAAAGGGACCUUCGAAAGAUGGACCAUCCUAGGUGAGACUUCUGCCUUGCUCUUGAUGACCCUAAUGCAAGAUGAAGGCCAGGGAGGGCAGUACAGUACACUCUUAGCUGAUACCUUCUGGUGCCGUCAGUACCAAAUAGACAUUUUGGUUUAUUUCAGGUUUAUUUCAGCAAAGCUUAUAAUUAAUUGUUGAGUACGCCUUAGGGCAGUUUUCUUCACAGUCUCAAUCCUUUAAACUGGUUGAUAGUUAUCUAAGGAAUCUGUCCACUUAUCUAGGGAAUCUGUCCAGUUCCCGUACCCUGUCCUUGGGUGGGACAGCCCCAGCCCCCAUUCUCCUGUUAUUCCUUCACAGGAAGAAAGUUCCUGAAUAGGAAGACCCCUUUAAGGUACCUUUCACUCUGGCUUAGUAGAGGUGACCCCCUAAAGAGAUGUGAGUGAGGAAGCAGCUCAUCACCAUUAGAAGUGUGCAAAUCCAGUAUCCCAGUUCCUGGUAGAUUAGGAUGGCAGGCAGUCCAGUGACCAGCAGUACCACUGUUGGGGCCAGAUAUCCACCAUAUAUUUUUUACCUCAAAGGGGACAACUCAUGAAGAGCUCAUUCAUACACUUGUUUCAGUUCUCCCUGUUUGGCCUUUGUCUUCACAAACUUCGCUCCUGGAUUCCAAACAGAGGCACCAGGUGUAAAUAGACUAAUUUCUUCAGGAAUCUCCAGUGGCUUUGUCUCCUCCUGUGAACAGUUCCUCCUCCAUUUGCCUCUUGGUUUCCAAUACUAAGGUCUCAUCUUGAGCUGACAUCUGUGCUCAGAUUUCAUGUUCCGCAGUAGGCAGAGUAGGUGGGUGUGGUCCUCUCUUCACACAAACACUCCGUCCUGUCUUGCAGGCCAUCCUUUUGACCAGCUACAUAUUCUACUGACCAGCUGCAUUAUCUCUGCCCAUAACAGUGGAAAUAAUCCCUUCUUCAUAUACAAUCCUCCCACCCCUGUCCUAAAAAUGUGAACUUCAAGUCCUUACUCUCUUGGUCUUAAGAAGGGUUUGGGUAGAAGCAGUCUUCCCAUUUAAGUUGUGGCUCUGCCUUUUAAAAUUGCUUUUUUGUCUUUUCUUGUUCAGAGAACAACCGGAGUAUUUUCUCCCCAAUGAGUCUCAACAGAUUCUUAGGCAAUAAUUUUUCUUGUUAUUGAUGAUCUUGUGCUAAGUAGCACUCUACACUGAAUCGUCCUGACCUUUCACGUUGUGCGUUGGUUUUCUCUGUUAAUCUCCGUCCGUGAUUUAAAUCUUAGGUCAGAGUGGUGAUAGAUUUUGUCAUUUUAUUGUUGUGAUUAUUAGUAAUGUUUUACUACUGUAUUCAUUGGGGCUGCAUUGAGACCAGCCAAAUCCAUUUAUAGCUUUACUGAGCCGGAUUUGUUUGUCAGGAUUUCCCAAGCGAAAGUUGGGUGCACUGACCAGCUCUGCUGGUGGCGUCUAUGUGGGGGGAUAGGGACGAAGUGCGGGGAUGCACUGGGGCAGGGGUGGGAAUUACACAUUGAAAACAUUCCUUUUUGUGUGCUCUCUAAAUAGCAAGGAUGUUUACUCAGGAUUCAGGGAUCAGUUGUCAGCCAUAUUGCAUUUGGCUAACUGAGCUGCAUGCCCUGGAAACCCUCUUCCUGUUUCUUAAUUUCCGGAUUGUCUACUUUACAUUACUUCAUUUCACCCAAGUUUUCCAGUUUAAAGAUAUUGCACCAUAAUGAGAACACGAGGUUUUCCCAGGGAGGCAACUAUGAGUGGCCGGGUCAUCCUAUGAAGAUUUCCCUCACCGUAGCCUAUUGUCAGAGGCCCUUUCUUUUCCAGCACCACCGUCUCCUUCAUUAUAUGCUCUUUUCAAAAGAUGACUAUCACUUAAGAGGAAAGAUUUCUUUACCACUCUCAGGAGAACUACCCUACUGGGAUGGUGGGAAAGGCUUUUUAACUGCAUCGGACCUACAGAUCCCUUUCUGAUUACAAAAACUCCUCUCACAAACCUGGUUAUGUUCAGAAAAGCUGUUCUUAAUUCUCUCUACUUAUAAGCUAAAAGUGAUAAGCUCCUGCUUUUGCCGUCUUAGAGGACCCAUCAGUGGUUGACUCACUCUGAAGUGCAACUUUGUUCCUACUGAUGGAUGUUCAAAAGCUGGAAGUUCAUAAACUGUGAGGUGUCUACAUCAGUUUCAUUAUUCUUUCUUGGCAGAGAUGAGAAGCGGCAGCAAAGAGAAAGCUAACGAUCUGAGAAGUCCGGUUUCCUAUAACAUUAGUUUUCCUUUGUAAUUAAGAGGAAGUAGAUAUGGUGGAGAAGAGAAGGAAACUCUGGCCACACCAAAAGAUCUUAUAUCCUGUUCUUACUGUCACCGAGGACCUUGAGGAUAUAGUAGACACCAUGUGUAACAAAUGUGCAGAUCACUGGACUUUUUUCUUUAUACCAUGCUUCACGUGACACCUGGGGCCAAGCAGUGAGUAGAACUAAAUCGAUUGCAUUCAUGUGAAGUCCGACUUGCAUUGUACACCACUGACCCCUAACCGCCACCUUCCACGCCCGUUAGCUCCUUAGCCAGCGCAGCGCCCUAACAGCAAACAAGGAAGCAUCUGCAGGAGACUUUGCCUUGCUUUCCUGACGUCCUUUUUACUUGGCAAGUUUGGGGAUUGAGUUGGACAGCAGUACUGUGCCCUCCUGUGGGUGUCUGAGCCCCACGGUGUCGUGGCAUGGGGCAGCUGUUGAGUGUUACUGGUCGCUAAGGCUGACCUGAAGAGGGCGUAUGCUCAUAGCUCGGCUCCCAGUUUGGACAUCUUCGGGUGCCACUCCCCUAACUCCAUUUGCAUUUUCUCUUUUAAUGAACGUGGCUCUGUACAUCCAUAAUUAACUCUCAAAUUCACAUUGGUGUGCUGUGAUCAAAUGAAGGUUUGCCUGAAUCCUUUCAAAUUGUAACCAUGGUAAUUGAGGGGGGUGGCACAGAAUGAAUAUAUAAAAAUAUAAUGACAAUUGUUCUGAAUGACUGAGUGUCCUCCUGACAUGUAAUUAGCUGUUUUAGCAAGAUGUAGAUUGGCAUGGUCAUAAUUAAAAGGAUUUCUGUCCUUUAUGUGAUUGGAAAUGGCAGAUCUCCCAUUCCCUGUUCCCUUUUAGCACUAAUGCUCCCAAGAACAUUUGGAACAGCAACUCAGUAAACUAAAAUAAUGA